Magnolia sinica is the source of this 1365-nucleotide messenger RNA. RefSeq lists its product as uncharacterized. The transcript has 2 exons. The record is from RefSeq and is a predicted model, not a curated record. Lineage: Eukaryota; Viridiplantae; Streptophyta; Magnoliopsida; Magnoliales; Magnoliaceae. The coding region runs from base 40 to 867 and encodes 275 amino acids.
CUCUCUCUCUCUCUCUCUCUCUCUCUCUCUCUCUCAAACAUGGCUUCUGAUGAUAACAUGACCAUCCAUUCAUCCAUGCAAGAAGACGACGACGAUGUCGAUUACGACGAAGACGAUCAUCAACACCAUUGCCACAGCAUGUCCCGUCUGUCCAUGUGCAGUAGCAAUAUCAAACACUCUACCUACGGCUACGAUGACAACAGCAACGACGAUGACGACGACGAUGAUGAUGCAGUGAUGCACAUGUCACGCUUAUCAGUUGACGACGGGUCCGAUAUUGAAGCUGACGGUGAAUUAUCCGAUGAGAAAGAGGCGGACGGGUCUGAGGACUCCGAAAAGGAGAGAGGCUGGUCUUCGCUCCCUGUAACGCCCCAAGGGAGUAUCCGAUGGCGGAGCGGACUCUUGGGGGUGAAGAAAUAUGCCAGCGAGGGUGAAGGAAGGCAAGGCCCAUGUCGGCGGCGAGUGUGGGCUAGUGUAAGGAAGGGGGAGAGGAGGGCGGUAAGAGAGAAGUUUCUUGAGAGGGCGUGGGAGAUGAGGAAAUAUAGAGCGAUGGAUGAAGAGAUAGAGAGUGGGGACAGCGAAUGUAUGGUGAUAGCGAAAGCAAAAGGAGGUGGAAGGUGUUUGAGUAUGGACAUGGAGGAAGUGAAGGCUUGUAGAGAUCUUGGAUUCCAACUGCAGAAUGAUUGGACGUUGGAGAUUCCUUGUAGGAUCUCAGGUUCUACUAUUGAUACUGAUAGCGGUGGCAAUUCUCCCAUUACUAAUUGGAUAAUCUCCAGCCCUGGUGAUGACCCAAGAGACGUGAAGGCUAGGCUCAAGGUAUGGGCACAAGCGGUGGCACUCGCUUCAGCCAAUCGCCUCAAUAGCUGAUUAGUUUUGUAUUGCAAAUGUUUCGGGUUUCGAAUUUUCGUGGGGGACUGAAUCCUCUUCAACCCUGUUUAAAACAUCUAAGUCUUAGGGCCCACAAUGUUGUAUAUGUAAAAAUCCAUGCUGCAUCGGUUUCUAUCCUCAAUGUUGGGCCUUAAUGCCACAAAUCAUCUAGAUCCCCAGCUCAUGAGGGCCACACCACAUUGAAUGAUGUAGAUGGGAUGCUAACCAUAGGUUUAUCUAUGAGGUCACCAUGUUGUAUACCUUUCUACCCAUUAUCAAGUGUAAGAAGCCAAGAUAAAGAGAAGAUACAAAGUCAACCUGAUAAAAAAAAACUCAGUGAGGCUGCAGUGUGUGAACUUAGCAGUUUUGGGAGCAAUUUUACAUUGUUCCCAGUGGUGUGGCCCAUAUGAGAUUUUUAUGGGCUCAUCUUGUAUAUGUGUACAGUACAAAUAAUGGUGGUUUUCACCUUAUGAAUGGACUGGACUUUUGCAUAGACAA